AUGAAGGGCACACGAACAGAGCUACCGUCCAAAAGGAAAAACUCACGGUCACUCGUCAGCAUUUUGUGGAAUGGAUUGACCCAGAGUGCAUUGGCAAGGAUAAGCUUCGUAAAAUGGUCAAUCGAGCCAGGUGGUAGUAUUUGUUCGAUUAGGCCAUUUGUUUUCUCCUCUACCCAUGCAUUUGCUUCCUUUUCUACCUCAUUGGCCUAUAGAGUAGCCUUACAAGAUUCCACGACGAAUUCUUUGAAAGCCGGCUUCAAGGUAAGUCUCCGAUCGACCCAAACGCAGUUGGCCAACGACAAACGGGGCCCGCCCAAAGAUCCUCUGUCGUUCAACAUCGGGGUAAAAAGCUGCGAAAGUAGCAAUUCAAGUUCAUUGAUGGACUUGGACCGGAGGAAGUCCAGAAGCUGGUUUCGGGUCGGCCCGCCCGACCCGAAUGCGAUCAUGCUCAAAGCAAUGUGCACGAGUAAGGGCGAGAACACGAAGUUGCCGUUCUUGUUGUCUCCGGUCGACAUGAAUUGCUCGGCCAGCUUCAAGGAGAAGUCAAUCGAAGAAAAAGAGGAGGAAGAUGAAGAGAGAGAAGAAAACAAAAGCUGCGAUUACUUUAAAACAAAAAAG
This is a messenger RNA of Striga asiatica, 618 nucleotides long. The record is from the annotation of a GenBank genome assembly. Lineage: Eukaryota; Viridiplantae; Streptophyta; Magnoliopsida; Lamiales; Orobanchaceae.